AUGCUCAACCAACCAUACGAUGGACGGCCGCCUGGCUUCACGCGCACGCCGACUGUCGGCCCCGUUGUGCAGCUGAGCGUCCGCACACGAGGCUGGGCGUAUAUUGGCACGUUUGUGGGGGCUCUCUUUGAUAUGCAUGCAGACCCUGGUGAGAUGCGCAAUCUCGCCUACUCUGACUCCGCUGCGGCGGUGCGAUGGUGGCUGCUCCGGCUAGUGCUGCAAGAGUGGGAUGUGACACUUGCGUCGUCGCCAAACGCGACACGAUGGGAACGCGCCGAGUGGCUGCGCAAAGGAAAGCGGCGGAGUCGCAAGGUCCAGGGGUCGUUGUGCUUGUGGCGGGCCACCCCGCUCUCCACUCAUCCAAUCUCAAGUACACCCCCCAAAACUGGGUACCACAUCGUCUGA
Molecule: messenger RNA, 405 nt
Organism: Emiliania huxleyi CCMP1516
Lineage: Eukaryota; Haptophyta; Isochrysidales; Noelaerhabdaceae
Exons: 2
Coding region: 1-405 (134 amino acids)
Source: RefSeq, a predicted model, not a curated record